This is a messenger RNA of Nilaparvata lugens (brown planthopper), 1300 nucleotides long. RefSeq lists its product as uncharacterized. The record is from RefSeq and is a predicted model, not a curated record. The coding region runs from base 389 to 994 and encodes 201 amino acids. NCBI's taxonomy places the organism in Eukaryota, Metazoa, Arthropoda, Insecta, Hemiptera, Delphacidae. The transcript is spliced from 2 exons.
AUUGUAACCGGAAUACUACUACUAAGUACAUGUCUUCAGUUUUCUCAAUUAUAAUUAACUACGUAGGCUAUGUUGUUAACAAUUGACCUAUUUUUUAAGGUUAAGAGGGUGCAUGGUAGCACUACCUAUCAGAUGUUAUAUUUUUUGGUUGGCAUAGUGAUACUGUCAAUAUCCAUGAAUAAUGUCGUGUUUCUCUAGACAGUCAACAAAUAUAGUACAGUAGAUAGUAAUGUAGAUUCAGAGAUGAUUUGAUUGCAAUGAAAAAUUGAUAGCAUUACAACUAGGCUAUUAUUUCUUAUUAUGUUUGAUUUCAGUCACUUGCUUGGAGCAUUUAUCAGCCUAUUCAUUGACUUAUUAAUUUUAGUACUCAUCAAAAUUGUUGAAGAUAAUGAUAUUAAUCCAGUUUGUUGUUUUACAGGAGAGCAGAGGAAAAAGAAUGCUGGAAAUGGCUUUCAAUUUUGACAUCAAUGUAAUGGAGACGGAUGAUGAUUUACUACUGAUAGCAGCAGAAGAGACAGUGACAGCACUUCAAAGCAUUAAUGACCAAGGUGCUCAGACUUUCCCUGACAAUGGAGAAGAUUUUAGCAUGUUGUCUGACAACUAUAAUCUCAAAGGUGAUGUGAGUGAAGAAAAUACCAUCCAUCAACAUCCAGAUCAUGAAACCGUUCCUGAUACCAAUCAAGAUGCAGAUACUUUCCCAGAAAUUGCAGAAGAUAUUCCCAUGACAUCUGACAACUACAGUCUCAAUGCUGUUGUAAGUGAAGAAAAUACCAUCCAUCAACAUCCAGAUCAUGAAACCGUUCCUGAUACCAAUCAAGAUGCAGAUACUUUCCCAGAAAUUGCAGAAGAUAUUCCCAUGACAUCUGACAACUACAGUCUCAAUGCUGUUGUAAGUGAAGAAAAUAUCAUCCAUCAACAUCCAGAUCAUGAAACCGUUCCUGAUACUAAUCAAGAUGCAGAUACUUUCCAGAAAUUGCAGAAGAUAUUUUCAUGACAUCUGACAACUACAGUCUCAAUGCUGUUGUAAGUGAAGAAAAUAUCAUCCAUCAACAUCCAGAUCAUGAAACCGUUCCUGAUACUAAUCAAGAUGCAGAUACUUUCCCAGAAAUUGCAGAAGAUAUUCUCAUGACAUCAGACAACUACAGUCUCAAUGCUGUUGUAAGUGAAGAAAAUAUCAUCCAUCAACAUCCAGAUCAUGAAACCGUUCCUGAUAACAAUCAAGAAGAGAACUCAGAAGAUGAAGAUAGCCCAUUGGAGGAGGGUGUGAGACCUCAAGUUCGUAAAAAGCAUAGUCAAGUUA